UUGAGAUCCAAAUAAUAAAGUAAAGAGAAACAAAGUGACGGUAACAAAAAUCAUUGAGAAAAGAAAACCCUAAAAAAAUUUCUAGGGUUACCACCAAAAAUUUGAUUGUAGUGUUUGUUUUCAGCUAUCAAAGCCCUAACUCUAAAUCAUCGUCGUCCUCCUCAAAGCAAUCGCUAUUCUCUGAAGUAAGAAAGUUUCAUUCAUCUAUGGCGGAUGUUGAGAAUCAACAGGAUUCUUCGUUUCCUGUGAAGCGGAAAUCUGAUCUCUUUUGCCAAGACCAGGAUAAUGUAUCAAACAAGUCUCAAAAGCUCAAUCCUUCAUCGAAUUCUGCUGAUUCUGACUCCAAAGGCGGAGAAACCAAUGGAACUGGCGUCGAGAAUCUUAAUUCUUCCACCGAGGACAAGAUUGGGGAUGAAUCAUCGGUUUUAACGGAGAAAGCAGCUGAAAAGGUUGAUAAUGGCGUAAUCGGAGAUUUUGGAGCUGAAGAAGAACAACAACAAGUUGGAGAUGAAGAAGAUGAAGAGGAAGACGACGAGGAAGAAGAAGAAGAAGAAGUAGAAGAGGUUGAUAGGAAAGGUAAAGGGAUUUCGAGAGAGGAUAAGGGGAAAGGCAAAUUGAUUGAAGUGGAUGAUAGUGAUGACGAAGACGAUAGUGAUGAUGACGAUGACGAAGGUUUUGAUGAAGAUGACGAAAGUGAUUUCUCCGAUGAUCCUUUGGCUGAGGUUGAUUUGGAUAAUAUCCUUCCGUCGAGGACUAGGAGACGAUCAAGCCAGCCUGGAGUUUACAUCUCCAAUGAAGUGUGUAACCGUGGCGGAAACGACGAGGAUGAUGAUAGCAGUGAUGAUAGUGAUGCUUAAAGAAAACCUUAAGUUUAUAACGAGGUUAGUGUUAAGGAAAAUCAAAAUUUAGUCCUUUGAUUCUAAAGAGGGUUUGUCUCUGUUCAGUGAUUCUUCUUGGUUAUAAUCUAAUGUUGCAAACGCUUGGACCAAACUGGCUUAUUAUAUAGUAUAUCUUUUGGUGUUCUUGCAAUCUAA
This is a messenger RNA of Capsella rubella, 1034 nucleotides long. RefSeq names its product nucleolin. The coding region runs from base 207 to 857 and encodes 216 amino acids. The transcript has a single exon. The record is from RefSeq and is a predicted model, not a curated record. NCBI's taxonomy places the organism in Eukaryota, Viridiplantae, Streptophyta, Magnoliopsida, Brassicales, Brassicaceae.